This is a messenger RNA of Salvelinus namaycush (lake trout), 3249 nucleotides long. It is a transcript of the gene tpte, whose product is annotated as transmembrane phosphatase with tensin homology. The transcript is spliced from 19 exons. The record is from RefSeq and is a predicted model, not a curated record. Gene Ontology annotation, cellular component: membrane; cytosol. Gene Ontology annotation, molecular function: protein tyrosine phosphatase activity; monoatomic ion channel activity; phosphatidylinositol-3,4,5-trisphosphate 3-phosphatase activity. Gene Ontology annotation, biological process: protein dephosphorylation; monoatomic ion transport; transmembrane transport. Bases 342 to 1880 code for a protein of 512 amino acids. Lineage: Eukaryota; Metazoa; Chordata; Actinopteri; Salmoniformes; Salmonidae.
CGUUUGCAGAGUGGUGCAGGAAUAGGAGGGAUGGAAGGAAAAAAUACCUCCGUGAACCUUUGAACCGUCUUCUCGAACUAGUCACAAGACUCUCUUCGUCUUAUUGAACUAGUCACAAGACUCGUAUACUUCCUAAUCGGAAUUGACUAUCACACAUACCGAUGCAGACGACCCGGUUCACUAUGGGAUCGCGAUAAAGUGAUUCGUUUUGAUUAAGAAAAUAAAACGAACGGAAAACAAGGGAAGGGGAGAGAGGAGCACCACAGCACUCUUCUAUGCUGCUAAAAGAGAGUCGUUUAGGAACAGGAAAGAGAAAAUAAGAGGCCAAUUGUAGAACCAUCAUGUCAUCUGUUCAUUUCAAUCCAGGGUCGGAUUCCAAAGAAGUUAAUGGUAGUGUAGAGAAGCUGGAGGAGGCUAAGGUGGAGAUAGACGAUGGGAAGGAUAAGAGUGCUGAACCGGAUACCAUGUAUCAACAUAUUCGGAUGACGAUUACGCCUUUUGUCAUGUCCUUCGGAUUCCGUAUGUUUGGUGUGAUACUGAUCAUAGUGGAUAUAGUGUUGGUGAUAGUAGACCUGUCUCUGAUGAAGCGGAGCAGAGAUGUGGGGAACGCUCUAGAGACGGUCUCUCUCAUCAUCUCUCUGUUCUUCCUCACCGACGUACUGCUACGGGUCUAUGUAGAGGGGUUCAAGGUGUACUUCAGUUCCAGACUGAAUAUCAUAGAUGCCUGUAUCGUUGUCAUCACCCUGGUUGUCACUAUGAUCUACACCUUCUCUGACCUGACAGGGACCAGCCUCAUACCCAGGGUGGUGACGUUCCUGCGUUUUCUGAGGAUUAUAAUCCUGGUCAGGGUCUUCAGAUUAGCCUCCCAGAAGAAAGAACUGGAGAAGGUCACCAGAAGGAUGGUGUCUGAGAACAAGCGUCGCUACCAGAAAGACGGCUUUGACCUGGAUCUCACCUACGUCACAGAUCGUGUCAUUGCCAUGUCGUUCCCUUCCUCUGGGAAACAAGCCCUCUACAGAAACCCCAUCAGGGAAGUGGCCAGGUUCCUAGAUGCCAAACAUGAAGACCACUACAGAGUAUACAACCUAUGCAGUGAGAAAGGUUACGACCCCAAGUUCUUCCACUACAGAGUAGAGAGGGUGUUUAUCGACGACCACAACGUGCCUUCGCUGGAGGACAUGCUGAAGUACACUGCCGGUGUGAGAGAGUGGAUGGCAGCUGAUCCCAACAACAUCAUUGCCAUACACUGUAAAGGAGGAAAAGGACGUACAGGAACUCUGGUGUGUACCUGGCUGAUUGACAGUGACCAGUUUGAGAGCGCUCAGGACAGCUUGGACUACUUCGGGGAGAGGAGAACCGAUAAGAGCCGCAGCUCCAAGUUCCAGGGAGUGGAGACCCCGUCUCAGAGCAGGUACGUGGGUUACUAUGAAGUGAUGAAGACUAAGUUCAACCGACAACUUCCUCCAGAACAGAGCCUGAAGAUCAAGAGCAUCCGCAUCAACUCCAUAGCAGGUGUGGGUAAAGGGAACGGUAGUGACUUGAAGGUGAAGAUCAUUGUAAAGAAGAAGCUGGUGUUCCUGUGUGUCUGUGCCAAACAAGAGAACUGCACGGUGUUUCCUGAUGCUGGUAACAACUCGGUGGUGAUCAGCCUGCAGGAGGGGCCUGUUGUCAACGGUGACGUUAAGGUCAUGUUUGAGUCCUCUGCUGGUCUCCCUAAAGGAUAUGAAGACUGUCCUUUCUACUUCUGGUUCAACACCUCCUUUAUAGAGAACAACAGACUGGUCCUGUCUAGAGAAGAACUGGACAACCCCCACAAAGCCAAGACCUGGGAUCUCUACAAGGAGGACUUUGGAGUCACCCUGUCUUUCUCUGAACCAUGACCUUUGACCCCUGUCCAACUCUGAGCCCUUAUCCCUGAUAACAAACCUGUCUGUGUACCAAAUAGCACUUUAUAUAGUGCACUGUCAGACCAGAGCCCCCAUGGGGCCUGUAUAAAGCUAAAGUACUGUAUAGAGAAUAGGGUACCAUUUUGAGAUUCAUGCCUUCUCUGACCCCUUGAUAGUCCUGUCAGACCAAAGGGUCUGCACCUCCUGAACUAGCCAAAAAGACACUCCACUACCAGAAAUGACUGGCUAUGUCCCAAUCAUCUAUCCUUUCUCCUAGAGUGUGCACUCGUUCACUUCCUUUCUUAUCAUUUGAUAAGUACUGGUAGAAUACAUAUGGUAGAAACUCCCACCAAUCCAACUCGGGGAAGCAGCGAAGGUGUCUACACCUUUAUAGGAGAAAGGUGAUUUAUUAUUGGGACAGAGUCCCUGGUGUCUGUUUGCACUGAGCCAUUAGACCUGUAUUAGGUUACCAUUAGACCUGUAUUAGUUUACCAUUUAGUCCACUGAGCCAUUAGACCUGUAUUAGUUUAUCAUUAGACCUGUAUUAGUUUAUCAUUAGACCUGUAUUAGUUUACCAUUAGUCCUCUGUGGUUAUUAGACCUGUAUUAGUUUAUCAUUAGACCUGUAUUAGUUUAUCAUUAGUCCUCUGUGGUUAUUAGACCUGUAUUAGUUUAUCAUUAGACCUGUAUUAGUUUAUCAUUAGACCUGUAUUAGUUUAUCAUUAGUCCUCUGUGGUCAAAUCUGUGGAUUUCCUUUUUUACAUUUUAUACGUUUCUGUUUAAAAAAAAGGGAUCAUUUGGAUGUGAGGGGUGUUCAUUACUAAAACCUUAAAGAUGAUUGUUGUGGAGACCUUGGAAGAUUUAUGGGCCAGUUUCCCGGACAUAGAUUAAGCCUAGUCCUGGACUAAACAGCUAUUUAAAUUGAAAGUGUUUUUUUAGUCCAGGACUAGGAUAAUCUGAAACCAGGCUUAUAAAUGUAAUUUUGAAUUUUCUAUGCUAAUUUUCUCCUGUCAAUCCAAAGGGGUAUACUACAGAGCAAGAUCUAUAAAUUAGCAAACUAAACUUAAAUAUUUUUGAAAUAACUUUGUAUUUUUUGUAUAAUUUUUUUUGUAAGGAUAAACUUGAAAUAGGCAUGGUCGAAUUGACUCAACAACCAAAAACACAUUUCUGAGUUUAACUUUCUUAAUGAAUCAGAAAAUCAAUAGAUAUUUCUUGUUGUUUAUCAGUUAGCUGGCUAACUUGUUGAUCCUGCAUUGUAGCAGAGCCCUCUAGAUAGUUACUGUGCUGUAGGUGAGGAGGACUGGGGUUCUAUUUCACUAAAAUAUCAGUGUAUUCCAACUUAAAAUAAACAUUUCCAUUUGUCA